Messenger RNA from Thalassophryne amazonica, 3775 nucleotides. It is a transcript of the gene crtc3, whose product is annotated as CREB regulated transcription coactivator 3. Gene Ontology annotation, biological process: protein homotetramerization; positive regulation of transcription by RNA polymerase II. Lineage: Eukaryota; Metazoa; Chordata; Actinopteri; Batrachoidiformes; Batrachoididae. The coding region runs from base 937 to 2775 and encodes 612 amino acids. Gene Ontology annotation, molecular function: cAMP response element binding protein binding. The transcript has 14 exons. Gene Ontology annotation, cellular component: cytoplasm; nucleus. The record is from RefSeq and is a predicted model, not a curated record.
UGAUCACAAGCAACGGUGCGCAAUGUUUGCGUUUUCUUCCCUGACAGCUAACAGGCAGAAGAAGUCUGUAUGUUAAAAACAAACCUGUUUGGCGUUUGAACUGUGGUUCAGCACGGGUUUUUGUUUUCCCGGAGCCGUGGUGGGAUUGGAGUUUGUGUUCGCUGUGCGUGGAUUAACUCGACACUGCAGCUCUCGGAUGUCUUCAAGUCUCACAUUGUGGUUUGUGUUCGUCAACAACCAGUCAAUAUUUUAGUUUGAGGCUGUACGAUUUUUUUUAAACUCUGCCAAGUUUGUAACGUAAACUUGGGAUUUACUCCAGGACACCGACGGACACUUGUUGAAAUUCAUUUUUUUUUUCCUGAGCCUUUGCUAACGUUGUUAGCAGCGUUUAGCUAAAGAGGCUAACUCUGUUUUGCGGUUCACCGGCGUCCACGUUUGUUGCGUUUUUAUUUCUUCUUCCUCUCGGUUUUAUUGUCUUUAGGUGUCACGUACUUAUUUUUUAUCGACAUGAUUGAGACGUCAUUCACAGCAACUUAGCUAAGCGGCAGCUGUGAACUUCCAGCGCUACUUUAGCUAACCCUAUGACAGCUAGCGUUUCUGGAGCACAACCAAGUAUUUUGUUGUUAAAAAUAUCGCCAUGAAGUUAUGUCGUCCCGUAAAACUCGUUUAUUAAGGGUAUUUUCUUUGUUCAAAGUUGUCACAGUGAACUUGCUGGCACGUUUGGCUCGUCAGUACGGUUUACUCCGCUGAGUUGCCAACUUUGAUUGUGGAGCUGUAACGUUAGCUUAGUUUACAGCCGCUGCGGGCUAAACACAUAUGCGAGGUACUUGUAAGAAGUCCAAUGGGCUCAUUGAGAGAGUUCAAUAAUUAGACUGCCAUCGCCGUCCCAGACACUUUUUUCUGAGUCGGAGAAGUUGUGAAGCUGCGGCCCUCACGAUGUCCGGCUCCCCGGGAACAGGUGGCUCCAAUCCGAGGAAGUUCAGCGAAAAGAUCGCCCUCCACAACCAGAAGCAAGCAGAGGAGACGCGGGCCUUCGAGCAGCUGAUGACAGACCUCACUGUCUCACGGGUGCAGUUUCAGAAAAUUCAGCAGCUUCGCUUGUCUCAGUCGAGGGCACAGUACUAUGGAGGCUCCCUGCCCAAUGUCAAUCAAAUUGUCAACACCAGCACUGACUUUCAGAGUGGCUUCCCUUCGGGCUUGGAUUCAGUCAGAGGUACUCGCCACCAUGGAUUAGUUGAGAGGGUCCACAGGGACCGUAACCGCAUCAACUCUCCCCACCGGCGGCCCCUUGACAAGCACGGACGACAGAUAGAGAGCUCUCCAUAUGGUGCAGUGUACCUGUCCCCACCUCCUGACAACAACUGGAGAAGGGAACAGCAACCAUGGACUGAGGAAAAACGGCCUGGGUUUAGAUUAAUAUCACAACUCAACAGAACCAACUCAGACUCUGCGCUUCACACGAGUGCUAUGAACCCGAACCCACAAGACCCCUUUGGCACGAAUCAGCAGUUGGGUCGAGGUCCUCCCCAGCGCAAUGGCUGGCAUGCAGCAAGUGCAAAUGAGGUUGAGGUGGAUGGCUCCGGAGAUAUCUUCUCCUUCCCUAGCUUGCCAAAUGAGGAGAGUCUAAUAGGUGUCAGCAAGCCCCUCCCCAAGCAGCUGUGGGAGGCAAAGAAGAUCCAGUCUCUAGCAUCAAGGCCUAAAUCCUGUGAAGUUCCUGGAAUCAAUAUAUUCCCAUCUCCGGAGCAGAACCUGAGUCUGUCCCAUUACCAGGGCUCAUUAAAUACCAGCGGCUCCCUGCCUGACCUCAGCAAUCUGCCCUUUCCCCCACCACUCACCACACCUUUGGACCCUGAGGACAAUACAGGAUACCCUAAUCUCAGUGGGGGCAGCAGCACUGGAAACCUACCGGCCGCCAUGAUGCACCUAGGCAUUGGCAACUCGCAGGGUCUCUCCACCUCUUUGAGCAAUCCCUCCAUUCAGGCAUCCCUCAACAGCUGCCAGAUGCAGUCAUCAAUCAGCAACCCGUCCAUCAACUCAACCAUGCGUCUGAGCAGCAACUCCCCUCGACGACGGCCAGCGCCCAUCAGCCCCCUCACCCUUUCUCCUGGCACAGAGCAGCGCAGGGGUCUGUCCAAGCAACUCUCUCCCACCAUGUCCCCCACAUUGUCCCCCAUCACACAGGGAGUUCCUUUGGAUACCAGCAGCAUGCCAAGGGAGCCGCCUCCACCCUAUCCUCUCUACCAACAAUCCCAGCAUGCAGUGGACCAGAGACGACAGCACCAACAGCAGCAACAACCACAACAACAGCAGCCGGUUUCUCCCCUUCAGAGUAUCCCACUGGACUUCACCACGAGCCAAUUGGACCAGUUCAGUCUGUUGGAAAACGCAAUGAACACCAUGACAGGAGGUUCUUGUUUUGACCCGUCCUCUCCCUCCUCGAUGUAUUACUCCCAGGCUGCCCUCGCGGGGCUUGGAGGUAGCCACGGCAGUCUGCAGGACCCGCUCAACAUAAGAUCUAAUAUGAUGUACUUCAACUGCAGCUCAGGGCUGCCCAACAUCAUACUCACGGAUGACUCAAACCCCAGUCUGUCAAAGGACAUCAGCGCCGCACUUUCCGCAGUGCCUGAAUGCUUUGACUCAGGAGGAGGCUUCCCAUUGGAGGAUGAGCUGCGGAUCGAGCCCCUCAGCCUGGACGGUCUGAGCAUGCUCAGUGAUCCCGACAUGGUGCUGCCGGAUCCAUCUGUGGAGGACUCGUUCCGCAGCGACAGACUGUGAAUGAUAAGUGCGCCACAGCUUUCACGGACCUGAUGUGCUUUGCCACGUGUUCACGUGGACUUUCAGUGUAAAUCUAAAUAUGCAUGCAAACAAUCUACAGGGCCAACGUGCAUGCACCCACUGCCACUAAGAUUGAUAAAUGUGAAUGGCGUGAACACUGUGCAUCACACUUUUAUUUGAGACUUGUGAACAAAUGCUGUUUACACCAGCUUGCUCUCACAUAGACUCAAGAUCAUUUUUUUCCAGUCAUUUUGAUAACUUUAAACGAGGUGGACCGGUGUAAACAUGUUUGAAAUCAGCACUGAGAGUGGAAGGCGCUCCAGCUGCAAGAUACUGCUUCUGCGCAUUCUCCAGGGUAAAAAACAAAAACAAAACACGAUGAUCCUGUAAGGAGUCAGAGUCCCCCUGCUUCUGUCUCGCAUUAACAGUUCUUAGCCUUCCCUGGAAACCACCAUGGCAACCUCAUUGCCACGGUGACACACCAUAGAAACCCCAUUGCCAUAGUGAAGAGCAGCAUAAAUGCCAGCACAUGCUAUUAACUGCUUGUAGUGUCACUGUGAACUUUAGUGAAUAGCACGACAGCUGGAGCAGAGAAACAUCUGGAGCAGGGAAACAUCUGGCGGUCGAGCUUCCUGCAGGUGAAGGAAGGAGGCCAUAGCAUCAUCGCUACUGUAGCUUCUCUAACAGCCGUGGUAGAAAUGAAGACGAACGUUAGCUUCAACAUGAGAUUAUGUUCGAGGUGUUUGCCACAGACCUUUAACUAUAUACCAAUAUACAAAAACCUCACUUUAAGCCCGAUUAGAAUGUAUUUUGAAGCUAGAGGUAAAAAAAAAAAGGGGGCAAACUGUUUACAAUGAGAUUUUAGUCAAUAUUACUGUUAUUUUGUUUGUUUUAAUGAUGUACUAUAUUUUUCAUUGAGAUUUGCAUUAAUGUUCCCCCUCAGUCAUCGAUGGUGACACCGCUUUGACAGCACAGGGACAGCAGCAAAAAAAAAAAAAAA